UGGCAACACAGAAGAAUUUGUUGGGGUUGUAACUUUCACAUACCCAGAUUCCAAACAAAGUUGUAAUAAUAGCACAGCGCAUGCGUGAAUAUCACACAUGCGCCGGGCGAAUGUCAUGUCUAUUUUAGUAGCAAGCUUUCGUGCGCCACGAGCUUACACCACCACGCAAUACGAUAUUAUCAAACUAGUUAACAAUAAACGCCUUGCUUUCUGUGCUUUCCUCGUAUAAGCAAUCGCGACAGCCAACAAUGAAAACAUUAAUAAUAUUUUGAACGUAAUUAAGAUAGCCGUAAGUGUUAAAAUGCAGCAAUGCGCCAAAAGAUCGAUGCCAGUAUUCCCUGAUGCCAAAGUUUACAAAAUCUAGUGCGAAGUAAAUAAAAAUAUGGAGCCAUUUAUAGAUAAAAAUAAUUUUGCAGUGAGUGCUAUCGUCACGGUCGCCAUGCAAAUAUUAUUUUUUACGAUCGCCUCGCUGUCGCAGAGUGACAAAGUUACCGACUUUACGGGUGGUGCCAAUUUUAUUAUCAUAGCUCUACUGACAUUCUUCCUCGGACAAGGAGGCAGCACGCUCAAGAGUUACGACAGCAGACAGUUAAUGGUCACGGCGUUUGUAUGUUUGUGGGGCAUCAGACUCUCCGGGUAUCUUAUCUACAGAAUCUAUCACAUUGGAAGAGACAAACAAUUCGAAGAUCGUAAGAGCAACACCCUAAGAUUUGCUGUUUUCUAUACCUUUCAAGCCUUUUGGGUGUACAUAGUCAGUUUACCCGUAAUAAUCAUAAAUUCGCCUCAUCAUUCUUAUCCCAAGGCCCCCAAAACUAUGACAACUUUAGACUCGGCUGGAGCUGGUAUUUUUGUAAUUGGAUUAUUAAUUGAGACUUAUGCAGACUUACAGAAAUUCGCAUUUCGUCAAGAACCGGCAAAUCAAGGAAAAUGGUGCAACGACGGCCUGUGGGGAUUGUCCCGACAUCCAAACUACUUUGGAGAGGUAGUGUUGUGGUGGGGCUUAUUCAUAAUAUCUCUAAAUGUUAUAGAAGGUAUCGAGUACAUUGCGAUAUUGUCGCCAUUAUUCACGACGGCAAUAAUUUUAUUCUUAUCAGGAAUACCGUUGCUGGAACGGUCAGCCGACGAAAAAUACAGAGAUAACCCAGAUUAUUUAUAUUACAAACAAUCAACAUCACCUUUUAUACCGAUACCGCCUGCGAUUUAUGUUGAAGUUCCAAGAUUUUUAAAGUUUAUAUUAUGCUGUGAGUUUCCUAUCUAUGACUCGACAAAAGACAAAUUUCCAUCGCCGACUAUCGUCACCGAAAUCACCGGCAUAUCUAUGGUGCAGUCUCAAACAUAGCUAACAAACGCCGUGCGCGAUAGCGUUGCGGCAUUAGAUCCCGAUAACCCAAAAUUACAAAAUUCUCAAAAACAAUUGUGAUACUCGGCCGAAGAUAGGCCUCAAAUCAAGUUGCCAAAUACGUUGCCACUAAAAAAGAAUAAUACG
Aricia agestis (brown argus) is the source of this 1486-nucleotide messenger RNA. RefSeq lists its product as uncharacterized. The transcript has a single exon. NCBI's taxonomy places the organism in Eukaryota, Metazoa, Arthropoda, Insecta, Lepidoptera, Lycaenidae. The record is from RefSeq and is a predicted model, not a curated record. Gene Ontology annotation, biological process: lipid metabolic process. Gene Ontology annotation, molecular function: oxidoreductase activity, acting on the CH-CH group of donors. The coding region runs from base 383 to 1339 and encodes 318 amino acids. Gene Ontology annotation, cellular component: membrane.